Messenger RNA from Protopterus annectens (West African lungfish), 6003 nucleotides. It is a transcript of the gene DOK4, whose product is annotated as docking protein 4. The transcript is spliced from 8 exons. The record is from RefSeq and is a predicted model, not a curated record. Gene Ontology annotation, biological process: positive regulation of MAPK cascade; cell surface receptor protein tyrosine kinase signaling pathway. The coding region runs from base 327 to 1310 and encodes 327 amino acids. Lineage: Eukaryota; Metazoa; Chordata; Ceratodontiformes; Protopteridae. Gene Ontology annotation, cellular component: cytoplasm.
GUCAAGGGGGUGUUAAUGCAGCUAACACUGUCUCUAGUCUGCUUGUCAUUUCUACUUUGCAAGCAGGCUGAGUGAGUGAAUGACAUAGAAAGCUGAUGUGGAAAAGACAUGAUUGGACACUCAUUGGCUUUGUGAUUGUCAAGAACACAGCAUAGAGAUGGCAGCCGAGGCAAAUUAAAGCAGGGGAGAAUAAAGGAAGAAAACAAAAGGAACAGAUUUUAUGACAAGAGCUGGAUCAUCACUCAGGCUCACAAAGAUUUAUAGACUCAUAAAAUAUAAAUUAUAAAUCUGUCUGAGCAUUCUAGGAUUUAUUGGAAUGUUGCAACAUGGCUACAAAUUUCAAUGAUAUUGUGAAGCAAGGAUAUGUGAGAAUGAAAAGCCGUAAGCUUGGGAUUUAUCGCAGAUGCUGGCUAGUUUUCAAGAAAUCAUCUAGUAAGGGACCACGGCGCCUUGAAAAAUACCCUGAUGAAAAAAUUGCCUACCUCAGAGGAUGUCCAAAGGUGACUGAGAUUAGUAAUGUGAAGAAUGUAAUCCGAGUGCCGAAGGAGACGAAGAGGCAAGCAGUGGCCAUUAUCUUUAAUGAUGAUACAUCUCGGACCUUCAGUUGCGAUUCAGAGUUAGAAGCAGAAGACUGGCACAAAAUACUGUCUGUCGAGUGUCUGGGUUCCAGAAUCAAUGACAUCAGCCUGGGAGAGCCAGAUUUGUUAGCAGCUGGAGUGCAGUGUGAACAAAUAGAGCGAUUCAACGUGUUUCUACUGCCGUGCCCGACCCUUGAUAUCUAUGGUGAGUGUAUGAUGCAGAUUACACAUGAAAACAUCUACCUCUGGGACAUCCACAACCCUCGCACAAAGCUUUUCACUUGGCCUCUUUGUUCCUUGCGACGCUAUGGGCAUGAUGCUACUAGAUUCACAUUUGAGGCUGGAAGGGUAUGUGACAGAGGAGAAGGGCUGUACACCUUUCAGACCCGAGAAGGCGAACAGAUUUACCAGCAGGUCCAUACUGCCACCCUGGCCAUUGCAGAGCAACACAGGCGUGUACUAAUGGAGAUGGAGAAGAAUGCCAGACUGCUGAACAAAGGCUCUGAGCAUUAUUCAUACCCAUGUACCCCCACAGCAGUUCUACCACGCAGUGCCUUCUGGCAUCAUAUCACUGGAAACCAGAGCAGUUCACCCAGCUGUAAUGCAGAGAGUUACGCUGGAGCACACGCCAAGUCAGAGACAGACCUAUAUCCUACACGACUGUUACUUGACCAUCCAGAUGUCUCCAAGCCAAACUGCAGCAGAGUAACCCAAAACUUCCCAGCUCAGUGAUGCGACACAAAUUACAUUUCACCAGUUCUGGGACUCCCAAGUAAAGGGUUUGGUUUUGAGAGUUUCGCACUGCACUAAUUCACAUGGUGCUCCAUUCUGCAAGGAUUUCUGAUGGUUGUGGAUAAAUGACCCAAACAAAGUGACACCACUGACGGCCAAAAUAGCUACCCAUUGGACAACAGAGUGGCACGACUACUGUCAGCUACCCGCUGGACAUGCAGCACUAGAGGGGCAGCAUCAUUUGAACAAGGAAACUUUGCAAGGGCACUCAGAACUUUUUUGUCCAAGAACACAGUGAAAAUGAACUUGCUAUUUAACAUAAUUUUUAAUUGUUUCAGUGUUCAUAGGGUUGGAAGACUUCUAACCAACAGACAGUUCUAUUAAUCAUGUUGAAGACAACCAUCAGAAAUGUUAAAAUUAUGAAAAGCUGGCAGAUAGAAAGACUAGUGGGAAAAACUGACUCAUUUGCAGUGCUUAAUUCCUUGAUAUCUGGAAUGUAUGACCCAGCUCCUUUUUGAUGAUAUACACCUGGAAGGUGAUGCUUUGUGCUGGCUGUGUUUGUAACAGUAUUUAAAAUAACUGAAGGUACCUGACAAUGUUAAAUAGACUUACACUGUGUUGAUCAAACUGAAUACUUUUUUUUGUACUUCUGGCCAUGAGAAGAUGUUACAGACCCAAGAGUAGAAAGAGCGGUCGGGAAAUUCCGUCCAAGUCACAGUUUCAUUCAUGCUUCUCUCUCCUAAAGCCAAAUUGCACUUCUUGGAACUGUUGUGUUGAAAACAAAAUGCCAGCUCAGGAGAACUUUGAGUUAGGAUUACAGUAUCAGAAUAUGCACAAAUGUAGCAAUCUUGCAUUUUUGUUUGUAUUAUAGAAUAGCAUCUGAAAUGCAUUUGGCUAUCUCCUGCUGUAGAUUUUUGCAGAUGGUAUAGCUCCAAUCCUUCAACUACAUCAGUGUAGGGUGUUCCAUUUUGUUUUAUAAUUCAAGAAUACUUGCUUGCAUAAUUGUAUUUUAAUGAUUUUGAAAAUCUUGCUUUGACAGAUUUCAGUUUUCAUAGCUGCAAGACACUAGUCAAUGUGUGCAGUCAAACAGACUCAAAAGAUUAUUAGUCUGUUUCUGCUGGCAUUUUAAUGUUUAUGUAGUGAAAAAAGCUGGCAAGAGCCACACGUAUUAAUUACAUCUGUAGUAGGAAGAGAGAGACAGAAUUGUGACCAGCACCUGCUAAAGCUUUGGAACAAACUGUCUCUGCGUAUGUGUCAAAAUAGUAGCAUGCACAAAUUCAAAAAGAAGUACACAUCUGUAUGACAGAUGAAAAAUACAAACGGGAAACUCCUGAUGGCAAUUAGAUAUUUGUUUUUAAAACAAGAGUAAGGGAAACCCUUCUAUGACUACAGUGUUUUGAAAUGACAGGACUGAACAAGAUUUUUGUUGUAUUUGCACGAUGAGCCUUCUGAAAGAUCUGGUAGUCAUGUUCACUAUCACAUCAGUGGCAAAAUAUUUGUUAGAGAUGUUAGGCAUGCUCUCUAUACAGUAUGUGAAGACAGUGAUUCACUCUUACAGGAUGGAUGAAUGGAUGGAUCAUAGAGGGCCAGGUCGAAUGAAACAAGUAAACAAGAGACAUUAGAUGGUUUGUAACAUAAAUCUGCAAACAGAAUACUGACAAAAGCUGUUCAAAAACAGCUGAAAAGGGCUGUUUUACCAAGAAACAUGAGUUUUUUGGUGUUUGUUCCCAAGUACUGUUUCUUGCAAGAAAACAGUACUUUCAGGGAUGUUUGUGCAUAGGAUCAUUAUCUGAAGAAGUUUCUUUCAAUCAUCUGACCCACUGUCUGUACUUAGAGUAACGGGCAGUGUCUGUGCCUCUUUCAUCAGCCUAGUUUUUCAGAAGUUUUGAAUAAAUAACCAGUAUUACAAUGUAAUAUGCAUUAAUAAAGAAAAAAAGGAGGCUACUCUUCAACUAGCAAUAACUUGUUGAAAUUUGUGUAAAUUGCUGGAAUAAUGCUGAUCAUUCCCAUGACAGGCAGUUAAGUCUGUAAUCAUAAAUUAGAAUUACUAACAUUUUGUUCUAGGUCACACUUUUCUAUACAGUCUGCAUGAAUGUUGUACUGUACUUAACAAAGUGACUGAAGUUGACACGUCAUUGUGCACUUCAUACCCAUAAUGCUUCAUUUCACUGAGUAGUGAAUUGUGUUAACUUCAUUACCAUUUAAAUUCAGACUCCAGUUUGCUGUAUAUUGAUCCAUAUUUAAUAAUGUUCUAUCCACUAUAUUCUAUAUUUGUUGGUAGUAAAUUCAAAAACUAACUGCCUCUAGCCCAGAACUUCCAUGUUUCAGCCAUAAACCUGGCAAAAUACAAGCUACUGAAUUCCAUUCUUGAAGAAUACUUGAAUAUUUAAGCUUGAACUUGCUUGCCAAUGAACUGUAACAAUUUAUUUUUAUUGGUACAUCUCUAUGUGUAUUUUUCUGCUACUGUUGGUGCUUUACCUUUAUCUAUAUCGGUUUAUUUUUCUUUGAACUUUGAGUGUUGAUUCUCUCUUUAAAUGGUAAUUAUUUAACAGUGUCAAGUUUAUUUUGCAUGCAUCGAGCUGUUCAUUUUGGAUUUCCAUUAUAAAUAACAAUGCCUAGCUGGACAGACAAACAUACAUACAUUACAGCUGAAAAAAUCCUUUGUCUUAUCAUCAUGCUGAUUUCUCUUUCCUAGAUGUAUUCCCUCAGUCUAUCUUUAAAUCCUGCUAGACUGUCAGUUUUCUUUAUGUCAUCAGACACUCUCCUCCAAUUCCAUGGACUCAUCUCACAAAACCAGUGUACUACCGUGCAGCUGCAAUUUGAUUUCCUAUGAAACCUGAAGAUGCCAUCUUUUAUACCCGUGCCACCUUCCAUUCCUUUUAAUCCCAAGCAGUGCAAAAUUACUCGCACAUAAAGGCCUUUAUCAAGUCCCCUCUUGUCUUGUGCUACUCAAGGCUCUACUGCCCCUGCACGUUUAGUGUUUUGUGUUUCAUGCAGUUCUUCUUUCUAUUUCAGUCCAUAAUUAUAUUUGGUUUUAAAAGAUGCUCUCAUUGCUACACCCUCUUGUUCUUUACAAGAUUGUUAAAUACUGGAACAUACCAAUACCUAAAGACACUUGAUUUUAUAGACAUUAAGCCUAUUCCAGAUCUCUUUGUUAAGCAGCAUGUGCUAUUAACAUUAGCAUCAUUGUUUAAUUUAACACUGUAUUAAAUGGCAUGUCUUUGCAAGAUAACCCUAUUCCUAGCUGGUUACAUUUGUUCUAUAUGAAAGGAAUUUUUACCCUGUUCAAACUUUGUUUUAGGUUGUGGCAUAUACUGCUUAAUGUUGUUUUUGUUCUUACUCCCUCAUCUGAUGCAGUUAUUCCAUUUAUAUUUUCAUUCAUUUUCCAAUAACUGCUUUAUCCUUUUCUAAUGGUUAUGGGGUGCCACAGCUUACCUGGUAAGCAGUAGGAAUAAGGCAAAGAAACAAAAUCCUGUACUCAAUGCCAGUCCACUGCAGUAUGCACAUAUAGACAGUUCUAAGACCAAGUUAGAAAUUUGCUAGUUCAAAUCUUAGCAUAUAUUUAGAUGUUAUAGAAACCAGUGACCCUGGUAAAAACAGUCCAUGUGUACACAUGGAGGACACAUAGAUUCUGCAUAAAAGGACACCCAGACAGGGACUAAACUGAAGACUGAAGUACUGUAUGACAACAACACUAAUAGCUGUACCACUUUAUAUGGUUUUCAAAUUUAUUGUGAAUUGUCUUGUCCUAGUUUAUCAAUCUGUUGUGUAUUAACUGAAUAGCUAAGGCUCCCUGAGCCAUAACAACCCAACUACCGCUCAUAGCAUCUCUCUUAUUUUUCUAGCUUGAUCAUAUUCUGCACUAAGUCUUCGCUGAUUAUAUGGCAUGUCAAAAGUUCUGAUAUCCUAUUUUUGGUAAACUAUUACUUCCAAACAUUAUAGAGAAUUUUGGCGUAUGAGCAAAUAUUAUAUCAGUUUUCAUUUGUAUCAUAACUUUCCUACAUUCCUGUUCAAUAUGUGAUCUACUGUGGAAUGUUUUAUGUCUUUGUAGAAAGCACAUUUCUUGAUUUACUGUUUCUUGUACCAUACAAAACUAUCCUGCCUUCUUUAAUUUUGAGAUAUUUUAUCCCUCAUCCUGGAACACUGCUGUACUUUCUGCCAUUUCACUGUGCUAGCUCUAACUUUUCUUAUGUAUUCUGCUCAUCAUACCUUUCAAUUGCAUCGACAAUACCCUUCUGUCUUUUACAGUCCCCUGCUCAAAGCUGACAUUUUACGUACUUUGUCUUUUAUAGGUACAUGUCUUGCUCAUUUCAAUCUGCUGAGGAUUCUUUUCACCUUAUUGUCAUCAUUUAUAUACCUUCUAUGUUUUAUUGCUUUAGUUAAAUCUGUUAGCAAUAUUACCUUUUGCUAUCCAUUUCAGAUCUGCUAUAAUGUCACAAUUACUAUUACAUAAGAGGCAGUGGUGUCAUAUUCUGUAACUAUUACUCUUUUAUUUAUGCAUAGUAUGUCACAAGUAUUUUUACCUCUAAUUGGAUAUGUAUUUCUUACUAAAAUGACGACACUUCCUCUUGUAUCACAAAUGCUAUGAUUUCAGAUGAUGUGUGGUAUGUUUAAAUCACAGAUUUCAAUUACUUCACUCAGAUGUAUGUGUUGUGAAUAAAAAAAAAAUGCAUCAGAAUGUUUAAUUCUGUCC